Messenger RNA from Pecten maximus, 4325 nucleotides. RefSeq lists its product as uncharacterized. The coding region runs from base 1034 to 2548 and encodes 504 amino acids. Lineage: Eukaryota; Metazoa; Mollusca; Bivalvia; Pectinida; Pectinidae. The transcript has 2 exons. The record is from RefSeq and is a predicted model, not a curated record.
UGCCGGUUGAUUGGAAUGUUCAUUACUACUCUAUAUCCCAUACAGCCCUGUGUACUAUAAACAGAAAUAAUUUAUGUAAAGCACUCGUAGCUAGUCGAACGUGUCGCACGCCAGAAAUAAUCGAAGGCUGUUGUGUUUUCUGUGAUAAUGGCCAGGUAAGAAUUACAAUGACCUAGAUUCACCUGGGGAAGAACACGCAGUACUAUUGGUAUUGGUAGAGUGGCUGGUGCCAGCGCUUUUGACCUGUGUAAUAAUACUCAAAACGUCUUCUCGUGUUUCAAAUUCCUUCGCUUUGGAUGCCACUUGAUGCCACACUGAUGCCACGCUGUACGAAAAGAGUGGUUUAUCAUCUGCAAUAGGAAUGUUUUGAUAGACGGAUGCUGAUAGUGAAAGAUGGGCCAUAAAGUCAGCCGCCAUAAAAGUUACGCGGUAUGCCGAGUCGACGGGACUUCCCGGGCAGUACAGAGUGAUUCGGCAAAGCGACGUUUAUGGCUCCCAGCCGAAUACAAAUUCAAAUAACCAUGGAAACGGUGGAAGUCACCAGAGUCAUAACCUUGGAGUGACUGCAGAUCGGAAGUACGUAACGUCUAUAAAUGAUAUAGGAAGUAAGGGCAUCCGGACACAUCAACAUCAAGCAGAAAUCACCCAAAGCGAGGCUUUAACUGCUAAAGGUAAACCUAAACCAAAAGCAAGAAAAAAGAAAGAUAUAAAUUCGAAUGAAAAAGCAAAUGGAGAUUUAUCUAAACACGAGCAGCCGCACCCAACAAAACGUAAAGAUUCACCAAAAAGGGAUACAGUUAUAAGGAAAUCGAAUGGGUCCAUUAUUCAUGAGAACUCCACAUUAAAGCAGGGAUAUUCGCAAAAUGGACAUGAUUCACGAAGUAAUGGGACUUCGACUCAGGAACGACCACAGAGAGUUUUACCACGUGCAAGUCCUUCAGAAAGAGACGAAAGUAAACCCAAGGUUACACCACGUGCAACUUCUGCGUCAACAGGCGAACGUAAACAAAGAAAUAUCGUACUUUCUAAUUAUAUGGAAGGUGAUACACACAAUGAAGUAAUUAAUCCGAUAUCCUACCAACAACCUCCUGCAUUAUCUACCCCUGCAUUAUCUACACCUAUUGUUGAUCCGAAAUCGCGCGAUGAUGAACCAAUUCCAGUUUCAAAUGUCGACGAAUUGAAAAUCGUCCCAUCCGAGAAAAAACCUUACCUCGAUAUCGAUACAUCAAAUUCUAAACUUAAUGGUGAGUCGACAACUCCUAAAGCCUGCAAUGACGCAGACAUUGUUACGUCACAUAUAAUCGAGACUGUAACACCACAAAGCAGCAGUUCAAACAGUGUAGCAAAGGACUGUGAAAAAGGUCAUCAUACACUAGUCAGUGUUGUCGUACAUCAGCCGUUCACAAAACCGGAACCAAGUGCCGUACCGGUGGUGGUUCUGAAUGGUGACAAAGAGUGUCUCUCCGAUCAUGAGGAGAUAAAACAAGAAGACCAGAUUAUGUUGGAUGAUGAACCGGUUAAUGUCGCUAUGUUUGAACGUGCGAGCAGCGUGAGGAGUUCACAAAUCAAGAAAUCUGUAGCAUUUUCUGACGAUUGUGUGGAUAUCGAACACGACCUGAGUCGAAGUUAUUCAAGAAAUGGAUUUCACAAGAAAAUGGACACAGUAUACGGAACUGCAUUGAGGCAUAAUGAUGGAGAUAAAUGGGUUACUCUCGACGGCAGGGACGCCACAGAUUUUGCACCUAUUCAGCGUCAAAAAGUUCCAGGACAAAGCAUAUUGAAAAAAUCAAAAUAUCCAUUAAAUGAAGUUCCUACGCUAGAUUUAACAGAAUCUUUGGACAAAAGUUCAAAUGUUAAAGCAAUAUUAAACAAUAGGAAAUCUGAUGUUGAUUGGGACCAUAUUGAGGACCAUUCGAAUCCCUACCCUCACGGCAUGGUGCCAGUUCCAGCCACUAGUGGUCGGAUGAAAGGAUAUCAUCGACCUGAAAACGCAGAAAUGUCUCGUAUUAAAGCAUCUAAUGGUACGCUGGCGGAUUAUAUCAAACAAAAGUCGGUAAACUCUCAUCAAGCACCGAAACAAGUUCAUUCAAAUUCAAACUCGAACGGUGUGACCCAGAAUAAAAUUACACAGAAUGGCGGGUCAAGGCCACAGUCAUCACGUGGUCACGGGGGUGAUAUGUCUCCAAGGUUUAUGACAAGUCCGAGGUCAUCCUCGGCCGAUCCGAGAAGUCGAGCUUUGUCCCCUUCCCGUGUUGAUACAAGGGGGCGUGUCGUGUUACACGAUGGACAGUCGCGGAAGGUUGUUAACGGUUAUGUGGUUGACCCAGCUGUUCAUUUCAUACAUAGCCCACGUGGCCAGGAAACUGCCAUUAUAGAUACUAGAUCUAAAAAUAGACAUGCACACCCUUCACAAAAACAAAAUGUUAAGCUUGUGAUCAGUUCAGGGAUGCAGAAACCAUCCAAGAAAACACAGCAUAAACAUAUUAUGGAACAACCAAAACAACAUCGCAACAUGGUCCGACAGCAGUGGAUGGUGGGCAACCUGUGAUUAAAUUAGAGCUGGUUGACGUCAUCUUCUGACAAAUUGAAUAACAGAGUUGUGUUUAUGUUCUGUUAUAUGCUCUGUGACAUGAUGUACACGUACAUUGUAUAUAUGGAUCGUAAUAAUAACAUAAUUAUCGAGCAAAACAUUGGCAUGGUCUUUGAGACUUUCACUAUUUUAACGACAAGAGCAAUUAUGAUUUCAAAGCGUAGCUAGAAUAUGCGAAAUUCUAAAACUAUUACCAAUUUCAGCAUUAUGUUUGUAUCUGGUAUUUCAGAAGAUUUUCCGUGUAGUAUAUGAGUCAUCGCUGUUGUUUUAUCCAACAUAACAAUGGUCACAUUACGAAUACAUGCAACUGUAAUUGGGAGUAAAUCUGGGGUUUAACAGUUUAUUUUUUAUGAUUUAAUUGAUAUGAAUUGUAUUAUUGCAUGAAUAACAUACGAACUCUAUAGACAAACAGAUAACUAGUGAAAUGAAUAGUAAUACGAAUCUACAAAAUUAAGAAAAUAGAUAUCGCAUUUUAGUGUGAAUAUUGUAACAAUCCAAUAUGAAUGGUGCAUGGGCUAUGGACAGAUAGUAUAUAACGAUUCAUAAGAUUCUAUGUCAAAUUUUGUUUUAGUACAGUAUUAAUAUAAUUGAAUUUGAAUUUUUGAUCGACCCGUGCAAAUUCUGUAAAUAUCUCGUCUUAUAUAUGAAAGAAGGUUUUAUAAUACAAUAUCAAUAAUACUUUACAUUAAUAUUGUAUACUUAUAAUACCUAAUCACAGAAUAUGUAUAAGCAAACAAGAGAUACAUCACAUUCAAUGACAAUGAGAUACAUGUGUUCAUGUAAUAAAGGGGAGCAAUGGAAAUUAUCCUGCUCGCGCUGAGCCUCGAGCUAGCGCUGUAGCAUCCUCUAUACGCCAGUGGAAGGUAUCAGUAUUUCAUGGAAAUAUUGAAGGCUCAGUAACCGCCAUCGUACGGAUAAAGAGACAUGUUUGGUCCUUUCAUGUACUUCAAAGGGAUCUCGAGGUCGCCAACCUCUUGGUUUUCGCUCGUCUGUAAUUUUCAAAAGGAAAUGCAUCAGCUUAACGAUUGGUCAGAUUUGUUUCCCCAACACCAAUCAAAUAGCUUGUCGUGUGGCUUCGAUUGUGUCGUGAAAUAUUCCAUGGCACAGGUGUGAAAAUACACAAAAACUAUAAGUACAAAGGGUCCUCGUAUAUAUUUGUUAUUAUUAAUUUAACUAGUAGUUUGAAAGAUACUAAGACAGUGCCAUUGUUCUGUUUCGAUUUGCAUUGUAUAUAAAUAUUGAUUUCUCGGUAUAUCGUACAUAGAUAUUGUGUUCUGCUGGUCCUGUAUUGAAGUGAGGCCACGUGAAUUGUGAUAUGUAUGAUAUUUGUUUAAUGUGUUAUCAAACAUCCUCUAUCAUGCGAUGGUUGUUAAGCCACAUUUAUUUUACUGUGAUAGCGAUCUGUGAUAUAUUAAUAUAAAUAAUGUUUAUUUUUUUCAAGGAGGGAAAAACGUAGAUGUUGGUUAAUGUAGAAAGUUUAAUGUUAAGAAUUAGUAUAACAAAAGAAUAUUAUUACUGUAUCAUUGUCUGUUCAAGGAACAAAGUUGAAUUUUACACGAUAGGAAAUUGCAACGUUUGAAGAUUGUUUGUUUAUCUGUGUUGCAAAUUCAUGUACUGUGUUUUCAUUACGCUUUACUACUAUAUUGUCAUUUUAUGGUGCAAAUGAGGAUGACACCUUUCGUUUGAGAAAAGAUAAUGACAAAAUUAGUAGAUGCAUGUGACUUUUUUAACAGCU